AUGGCAGAAGUCGUGCAGAUGUUUUUGUUCCUAUAUAAAUCGAAGUAUCGUCGGAAAGGGCAGUGCCGUGAGGUGGUACGAGAUCAGUGCGGUGUAAUUGCGGUGCCGUGGCCAAUACUGUGGGCGGCGCUGAUUUGUUGGGUGGUGCACGUAACUGCGGCCGCCUCCUCCUCCUCAUCGUCGCUGACGACGGAUACGACCUGCGACACGGACAGUUGCGUCAACGGAGACUGUGUCAAUGGCACUUGCGUGUGCCACGAGGGUUGGCAGGGUUCGGUGUGUCAAUUUUGCGGCGGAAAAGUCAAACUGACGGAGCCGACGGGAAACAUCCACGACGGUAUCGGGAAUUACACUGCGGACGUAAAGUGUUCCUGGCUAAUCGAGAGCAACCCAAACUCCACGAUACGGAUGCACGUGGAGCAAUUCGCAACGGAAUGUGGUUGGGAUCAUAUGUACAUUUACGACGGUGACAGCGUCGAAGCGCCGUUGCUUGCCGUCUUCUCUGGAUUGAUGCACAAAGAUGGCUACCACAUACGUCGCGUUCCGGAAGUGAUCGCGCGUUCCGGAAGCGCGCUCCUUCACUUCUACUCGGAUGUUGCUUAUAACAUGAGCGGUUUCAAUAUUAGCUAUAAGAUCAAUGCCUGUCCCAGCAGGUAUUCGCACAUCGACUGUUCUGGACACGGGGUUUGCAUUGAUGGUGUGUGUACAUGUGAUGCCACGUGGACCGGUGAAGCCUGUGAGAUUCAAGUUUGCCCGAACAACUGUUCCCAUAGUCAUGGACAGGGUGAAUGUAAUCGGGAGAGUCAUCAUUGUGAUUGUGUGCAUGGCUUCAAGGGCUCUGAUUGCAGCCAAAGAAGCGACCGUGGAUUCUGGGAGAGCGUAUUGUAUACUGACUUCUCACCUGAAGGUUCGGCUAGUCAUUGCUCUAUCGUUUGGAAAGAUUCUUUAUAUAUAGUUGGUGGUGAAAGCUUUCAUCGCGCCAAAAUGAUUUACGUGUAUGAUUUCAAUGGAAAUGUUUGGGAGACCCCUCAUGUCGAAGGGAAGGUUCCUCAACCUCGAUACGCUCAUUCGUGUAUACUUUUCGGUGAUAAAAUAUUCAUGUAUGGUGGUGUACUAUCUAAUUCUACGGUAACCAAUGAAAUCUGGGCAUUUGAUGUAUCGGCGAAAGUCUGGGAGAAUGUAACCGUACACGACAACAGCAACAAAACUAUGCGUGGUCCUUUAAAGGUAGCCGGGCAUUCUGCAACUCUGGUACAAAAUCAUGGAAGAAAAGAAAAAAUGGUGGUAAUAUUCGGAUAUUCGCCUCAAUAUGGUUACUUGAAUGAGAUUCAAGAAUAUCAUUUGGGCACACGUGAAUGGCAAAUCGUAGAUACAAUUGGAUUUCCUGUGAAAGGUGGUUACGGGCAUAGUUCUGCCUAUGAUGCACUGACAAAUCUCAUUUAUGUAUAUGGAGGAUACGUAUCAGAAUCGCAGACCACACAGGUCUUAACUAGUCGAUUGUACUCUUAUGAUCCUAAUUUUCGUCAAUGGACAUUGCUUACGGCUGCCCCAUCAGCUCGUUUCUUUCACACAGCUGUGUUCAUUUCUGGUGGUUUGAUGAUCGUCUUUGGCGGUAAUAUGCAUAACGAUACGCAACAUUCGGAUGGAACGAGAUGUUAUUCAGCGGAUACGAUUGCAUAUGAUGUCACUUGUGAUUCCUGGCAUCAAUUUCCUAUGCCUAAAGAGAUGACCGAUCUGCCCAGGUAUGGACACAGUGCAACUGUGUUUGAAAAAUCAAUGUACAUCUAUGGGGGAUUCGAUGGACAAAUGUUGUCUGAUAUGACAAGGUAUACUCCAGGAAAUUGUGAGCAUUUAACAAAUCAGAAUCAUUGUUUAAAUGCAAGGACAGGCGUGAAGUGCGUGUGGGACAAAAGAGAAAAUCGAUGUAUACAGAUCACCAAGAUAUCUCGACACGUGCUUCUUAACGAUGACAUGCAUGAUGGAAUUUAUAUGAGAUGUCUGGACGAUACUCCUCCUCGCGGGAUGACAUCUCACAAGGAAUUAUGCAAGUUGCUUACGGAUUGUGUGGCUUGCGUACAAACAUCAUAUAAUUGCAUAUGGUGCGGUAAGAGUUGCUCGCACGAGAUUUGCCGAGACAACGCUAAUGCACCUCCGACCAAGGCUAUCAGUGAUCUAGAACAAUGUGAUGCUCACACAGCCAUUAAAUGUUUGCAGUUGCAUACGUGCCAUGCGUGUUCUAGUAAUCCACACUGUAUCUGGUCUUGGUCAAAUGGACCUGAUCGAUGUAAACCAUAUUCAAAAGCUCGAGAACAAGUGACCAUUUUAAAUGGAACUAUUCAAGCACAAAGAUUGUCCAUAGAUUCUUGUCGCAGUCCAUGUGUGGACUAUACUUCCUGUAAAAAUUGCACAGAAUCAGAUUGUAUUUGGUGUCAAAAUGAGAAAAGAUGUGUGGAUAAAAAUGCAUAUCCUGCAAGCUUCCCUUAUGGACAAUGUCGUGAAUGGACAACGGUUGAUUCAAAAUGUCAUCCCACGGAAACGGGAAAGGAAUGGUGCACGUUUUAUUCAUCUUGUGCAGCGUGUCGAUCUGAUCCUGGAUGUGGAUGGUGUGAUGACGGUUCUGGGACAGGAAAAGGAUUAUGUUUGCCAGGUGGAGCUCGUGGUCCAAGCAGUAAAAGCUUGGAUACUUGCUCAAUCGAACGAUGGUAUUUUACAAAAUGUCCUACUUGUCAAUGCAAUGGUCACAGUAAGUGUCUUUCGAAUAGCAGCAUAUGCAUUCAACCAUGUGGAAAUUUAACUUAUGGACCUCAUUGCGAUAAAUGUAUUCCUGGUUACUAUGGAAAUCCAUUAAAUGGAGCCACUUGUCAACCAUGUUUUUGUAAUAAUCAAGGCACGCAAUGUACCAGUGAAACGGGUAAAUGUUUUUGUACAACGAAAGGCAUUAUAGGAGAUCAUUGUGAACGAUGUGACGUGUCUAGCCUUUAUCAUGGAGAUCCUACUAAUAAAGGAUCUUGUUUUUACGAUUUGGCUAUUGAUUAUCAAUUUACAUUCAAUUUAAGUAAAAAAGAGGACCGUCAAUACAGAGCGAUUAAUUUCAAGAAUUCUCCGCCAAAACCUGAUAUUGAUGCAGAGUUUUCCAUUACGUGUUCCGUUCUGGCUAAAAUGAACAUCACGGUGAAAAGAGCAAACACACCGGAAAUGCCAGUCAUUCUUGGCGCAAAUUGCACAACCAGCAUGUAUAAACAUCGUUUUAUUAAAGAUGGUUAUGGUUUCGGUAGUGAGAACAAUAACACAUUGACCACAUUCUAUGUGUAUGUGUACGACUUCCAACCGCCGGUGUGGAUUCAAAUUUCUUUUUCACAAUAUUCCAAACUCAACUUGCAGCAAUUCUUUAUAACAUUUUGCACAGAUUACAUGCCUAGGUGCUUCCUCGCUCUACUGUUGGUGGCUGCUGUUCUUUGGAAAAUCAAGCAAAAAUAUGAUAUGUACAGAAGAAGACAGAGAUUGUUUGUAGAAAUGGAACAAAUGGCCAGUAGAGCGUUUAGCCAAGUUUUGGUAGAAAUCGAGAGGCGGGACAUCGAUAAUUCUGAUUCGGAGCGAAGUGAGUCCGAAUUAAUAAAUUGCCGCAAAAAGAAAAAGGAUGCCCCUAGUCCGAUCGCAUUGGAGCCCUGUUGUGGUAACAGAGCAGCGGUCCUGUCGUUGCUAGUCAGACUGCCUACUGGUGGUGAACCGUACACUCCGGCUGGUCAGAGCGCCGGUUUAGCCGUAGCGUCUGCGUUAGUUACACUGGGUAGCCCGCGGAGGCCAUCUCAGGAAUUGACGACGAAAGAGCCGACAAAAACACGAAAGUCUGCCAGUCAACAUCCAGAUUCCACUUGCAUUUAGCGAUAAGGGCGUGAAAAUAGAGACACCUUAAACAUAAACUACGCCAUGGGUGACUAUGAGCCUUAGAUAUAUUUCUGUGAUCUUGCCUUAGCGAAUAGGCAGGACUGUUCAACAGUUAAACUCUUCAAACUCUGAUCGAGUGAAGUGUGUAAUACAUUAUUAUUACAAUUUUUUUUUUCGUUUUCGUUUUCGUUCGUUUCGCGAUAAAUAUUCGUUUCGUUUCGUAAAAUCAAUUGGUGAAACUAUAAUAACAAAUUCGACUUCCCGAAGAACAUAUUUCCGAGGAGAAUUGCAUCCCAUCAUACUCAAAGGGUCAGCUAACUGAUUUGAAUGUACAUGUUGGAUUUUCGAUGCGAAAUGGGGAUCAGCCAUUUUUUGUUCAACCAAUUUUUGGUAAGUAAAUUAGUACAUAAAUUGUUUGCGUGUGGCGGUAACACGCUUGGCUGACUUGAGAUUUUUUUAUCAUUUUAUUUCUUUCGUUUCUACGUGACAAUGUACAGUUGUAUAUAGAUCUGUUAUGCGAUUUAUUUCUUUCGUUUAGUCAUUGCGAUCGAACGGAAUCGAGUUCGUUCCGCAAUUAUCGAAGUGUCUUCGAAAAGGGCUAUAAAAAAAAACCGUAUGUUGUUCUUUAUUCGAGAAAUGAAUUUCGCGCGUAAUAAAGUUGAUACGUGCUGCUCUCUGUACGAAUUUCAACGAAUUCGGGCGAGAGGUCGCUGAAAAUUGGCGGGUGAUUGAAAAAUGAAAUAUCGGAAAAUUCGAUUUGCCAGAUGAGGUUCGAACUUAAUUUUCGUUCUUCGUUUUGUAAACUUGUGUAAAUACAUGUAUGGUUGUAUAUCCGAAAUGAAAAUCACGAUACAGACGAAUUGUACAGAUAUAAAUUCGAUUUGAAAGAGAAAGAAAGAUAACAAAGUGAGGAAUAUAUAAUUUUUUUUGUGUAUUCAUAUCUAAUAAGCGGUAAAGAUUUAAUUCUAAAUUAAAGGAAAUGAAUAGGAGUGAAUCGUUGAUAUUUUGAAUAUCGUAUUAUCUUUGUAUAAUCUUCGUAUUCUAUAUAUCUAUUGUGCCAAAGCAUUUUUUGAUAUUGGUAUCAUCAUUAAAAAAAAAAAUAUCAAAAUAUCAUUGGUGUAGAUACGAAUUUUUAUCAGCAAUUCAAUCUGUUUGAAAAGAUUAUUAAAAAAACGAUGAAAUAUGAAAGUCAAUUUCUUUCACUUAUCUCUAUUCAUUUCCAUAGAGACAAGGGUUCGCUAUACGAUCGAAAAAUAUAAAACAAAGAAAUGAAUCAUCUGAAGAUUUUUUUUUAAAUACAACAAAAUAAUAAUUUCUAUCGUAUAGCGUUCCAUGUAAUUUUAAUGUAUAACGAACUUAGAAAAAAAAAAAAAAGAAAAAAAAACAAAAGAAAAGAAGGAUGUGGACGUUGCAAUAAACUGAAAGAAUCGCGGUAAUUUUUCGGUCGACGAUACGGUUUUCGUUUUGCUACAAAGAUGGCGGUGCUGGUUGUUUCACGUACCAAGCCUAACCUCAAAAUGUUUAAACGGGCAAGAGAAAAGACAAAGGAAUGUAUAUGUUAUGUGGCUGUGGUUUAUUUUUUCAUUUAUAUUAUCGUUCAUUUAUAUUACCAAUAUAUAUAAAUUUCUUAUAUUUUUGCGUGGCCAAUAAAAGAUAGCUGCUUCCGUUCUGAAAUUUAGAAUGAUCUCACGUUCUUACUUCCUGUUCUGAAUAUGGAGGCAGCUCUUACUAUUACGUGUUCCAUAAAGCAAAUAAAAUAUAGAAAAAAGGAGAAACCGUUUUAUAUCAUAGCAAAACAGUUUCUUAGAACUUAAAAAACCUCCAGCACUUGCAUAGCAUACGGACAGAAUAUUCGUGUAUAAGUGUCGUCUAAUUUUAAUUCCUGUAAAAAUCGAAUUUUUUUAAUGUGUAUUUUACCAUAAUGUUCAAAAUUGGAGGGCCGACUGCUUAUUAGUCCACACUGAGAUAAGAAAUAAGAGAAAAAUGCUGAUUAUAAUAUUUUAUAUUUAAUUAUCUAUUAUAGAAUAUUUUAUUCAAUUUUUUUUGUUACUUAUUACAAUUAGCUUCCAAUGCUCAAGUUUAUUCUGUAUGAGUAGACGAUCCUCCAAUACUGUGCAUGGUAUAAGACUUGAGUACAUUAAGAGUAUCGUUUUAGCUUAAGCUUUGGUCACAAAAGAUGAGAGUGAUAUAGAUUUUUUUUUUUAAAUCAUUGUACAGCACGGAUCAAGUGCAAUGUAUUUUGUUUUACCAUGUAUAAUACUCAUCAAUGUUUCUUUCAUUCUCUCUACUGUACUCAGAGUCUCUUUUUGUGAGGGUGCAACCAGAUGCUAGUCAAUGUGGUUGUACGUGAUUUAAAUUGACAAAGUUACCCACCAUUUUUCAAAGUUGCUUCUAUCACUUUGUUAAGAGAAAAAGAACUAUUUAUUCUUAUUCUUUGAUUAUGCUCUGGUUGCAUUCACUUAGAGCAUAGUGUAUAUUUUAUAUUAUUAUCGUAAAGAUAAUUUAAUUUUUUUUUAUACAACUGUUUUAUUUUUGUUUGUUUUUUUUUUUUUUUUUAAUGGAAUAAUAGGAGUGCGUAUUCCCUCCUCCAGUUCUUGUUUUGAAAUCAAAUUUUUUAUUAUUUUUUUGUGCAAAAAUUUAUAAUUGUACAUAUACAAGUAUAAAUAAUGUUACGUUAUAUUUAAAGAAAAUAGGAUUAUAUUCGAUAUAUUGCUCAACUUUUGAGUAGAUUUCUUCUUAAAUUGCGCUUAAUAAUUUCUACUUUAUUGAUUUUUUUCUUUCGUACCUAGGGAUAUUUAGAUUUUGUGUUCAUUCGAAGGAAAAAGUAUUUAAAAUAUUAAAAAAAAAAAAACGAAAUGAUAUAGAUUAUAUUUGGGACAUUGUUAAGGAAAGACGAUGCUUAGAUCGACGAGUAUUUCUCAUUCUUGUACUCUUCUUCUUUUUUUUUUUAAUCCAUAUGUAUUUAUCGAGUGUCUUGAUACUGCCAUUUAACUUCUAUGAUCUAUUUGUCUUCGAAUUCAAAACGAUUAGGAUCCACCCAUUUAAUCGUUAAAACUUCUUGCUGCUUGAAUUUCGUUGUAUGUAUGAAGUAAUAUUAGAAAGUAGAAAUUUCGCUUAAGGAGACAGUGUCCAAAAAGCUUUGCCAGAAUUUGGUGCCAACUCCCAUUAUUAUUUCAGUCUUAUCAUUUAUUCUUCGUAACAUCUUGGCUCCUCGUUAACACCGAGUUUCUUGGCAAAUGUUUCUGUGCUCGAAAAUUUUUUUUGUACCCUUAGGAAACGAUGUCAAGAUGGUUAUUAACAUUUUUUUAAUAAACGAGAUUUUUAAUUAAAGUAUUCUAAAUUAUUUGUGGUCAUGUUCGAAUUUAAUCUUCAACAAAUAUGAUUAAAGACAAGAGAAAUUUUGUCAUUUCUUUUUUUUUUUUUUUUUGCUUGUUCAAUAAAUACAGCAAUUAUCGAAAAAUUGAAUUGAAAAAUAUUAUAGAGAGUAAAAUAGAUUUUUUGUUGAAAUGAAAAAAUGAAAAUUAAAUAAUUUGAAUUCAAUCUAUUUAUUUUAAUCAUAAAGAUAAUUAAUUAAAAAUUGAGGAAUAUGUUAAUGCUGAGGCAUGAUCUUGAAAAUUCGACUGAUUUCUGCCAGGCUGUAGCUUCCAUAAGUGGAAUACUUAAUUUUCAGGCAGCAAUGGAGUUAACUAGGCCCUAAACUAAGACGAUAUCGCACACCAUUGUUGUUCAUAUAUUAAUUGUGUCAGGAUUAUGAAUGAUUUUAAAAUUUAUAUUCCGUCUCAUAAUGAUCCAUAGAUUUAUUGUGAUUAAUCCACGUUCCUGUGAAUUAUCCACAGAAUUAAUUCUUAACUACUAUGAUUCUAAAAUAUCCCAAUAAUAAAAUUAAUUCUGAAUUUAUGAGUUAUAUAUUACAAAGUUGAUUCUAAUUAAUCAUUGUAAGAUAACAUCAUGUUAUUUGAAAAUUAUACAAUUAUACAAUUAACAAUUAUAAUUUAACAGACUGCAGAUGUUAAUUCAAUGGUAUUAGAAAUUAAAAAUUUUAAAAAGAUUUAUAUAAGAUAUAAUAUCAUUAAUGUAAUAUUUAUAAUAAUCUAAUAUAUGGAACAGCUUCUUAUAUAAAUCAUUUUUUUUAAAAUAUGAAGUUGCAUAAACAUCCUCAACUCUACUUACAACAUUAGGGGUACUCUAACAUCUUAGCAGUUAAGAAUUAAACACAACCUCAAUAAAGAGACAAAGAUGAAUAAAAGUUGAAAGAUAAAUCAUCAAAUAGUAAUGAUUAAAGUUCAGUCAACUUUCAGUCAUAUAAUCUAUGUAAAAUAUCAAGUUUCUUAGGUGGCAUAGUCGAUUAUAUUGGAAGUAUGUAGCUUAAUUGCGGCGUUUCCCAAAUGUCUUCGAAUUAUUUGUAAAUUUUAUAGAGCAAACAUAGAGGCAUCGCCAUCAUUGACGUCUAGUGUUGAUUCUCGGCCAAAGGAAACAUGCAGUUUUAAUGUUUAACGUUUGUAGAAAUAUCGAAUAUAAAGAUUCGAUAUUAAUUCAGGGGAAUCAUCGUAUCAAAAAUCAUUGAUACGUCCAUUGUGGAAUUUUGAGGGGAUAAGAUCUGUGUCUAGGGCCUAGAUCAAGGUGGAUUUUUUUAAUCCUAAAAAUUCUAAGAUCUGUGGGAUUUUCAGCAUCUUUUACGAUCUCUAGAACUUUUAAAUUUCGAAGAUUUUUGGAUCUUUAGGGUUUUUAAAACCUAGGAUUUUUAGGAUCUCUAGGAUCUUGAUAACUUUUAGAAUCUUCAGAAUUUGGAUGAACCUUAGGAAUCUUUAUGAUUUCUAGAACUUGUAAAAUAUUAAGGAUUUUUAAGAUUUCUAGAUAUUUUAGAAUCUUUAAAGAUUUCUUAGAUUUCUAGGAAUUUUAGAAUCUCUAAGAAUCGUUUAGGAUCAUAAGAAAUAUUCAGGAACUUUAAGAUUUCUAGAAUCUCAAAGAUUUCUCUAACUAAAGUAUCCCUAGAUUUUCGAUGAUCGCUAAGACUUUUAAGAUUUAAAAAAAUUUCUAGGCUUUUUAAAAUUUUUAAAACAAUUAGAAUAUCAAAGAUCUCGAACAGUAAGACUUAUAGAAAUUCCAAGAUCUCUGAAAUUUAUAUGAUCUUUACAAUCUGUAAAAUUUUUUAAACAAUUUUUAAAACUUUUAAAUUCUCUUAGAAUUUUUUAUUUAUUUUAUAUUAAAAAAAUGAGAAGAGAAUCUAAUAUUUCUAUAAUAUUUGAUGAUUCUCAAAAAUUUUUUGAAUUUUGGAGGAAUCUUUAAGAUUUUUAAAAUCUGAAACAUUUUUUUACUUAUAUUUCGCAUUUUUGCAAAAUUUAGGAUCUUUAAAAUUUAGAAUCGUAAAAAUUUUUUUGGAAUCUUUACGAAAUUUAAAAUUUUGAAAAUUUCUAAAAUUUCCUUAAGAUCUUUGGAAUUUUUAUAAGUUCCAGAAUUUCUAGGAUCUAUAAGAUUUUUAUGAUCUCAAGAAUCUUGGGAAAACAAUCUAGCUAGCCCAUUUAGGCCCUUGAGAAUACGCCGCGACACACAUAGACACGACUGCUCGUCCAUCACAGAAACAGGACAAAGAGAUUUUAUUGUUCGAUUAACGUAUGAUUUUUUUCUUUUUUCCUCUUCUGUUUUGAAAUUAUCGACGAGAUUGAUUGAAACUUUUUAUUCGUAACUCGCGUGGCGUAGCCAGAUCAUUGUAUCUGGCGAUUUAACGUUUAAGAAAUACUUAACGUAUCUAUAAGUAGGUAGGUAUAUUAUAAUAAACGAGUAUAGCUUGCAACAACAACAAUUUUUCUAGGACACAAUCGAAAAUAUUUAUUUUUAUUCAAUCGUAAGCGUAAGGGUAACUCUUUGAUAAAAUGAUAAAAAAAAAAAUAAAAUAAAAUAAAAAGAAAUAAAAUGAAAUGAAAUGAAAUAAAAUAAAAUAAAAUAAUUGAAGGAAAAAAUGCUGAAAUAUUAAUUAUUAAAAUAUAACGGGAGAGAGAGAGAGAGAGAGAGCGAGAGAGAAAGAGAGAGAGAGAGAGAAAGAGAGUAUGAGUGAAAAGAGAGUAUGUGAUGAAAUUGUAUGCAGUGAGAGUCAAAAGUGAGAGUACACAUUUUGAAGACAAAGAAUUUAUUUGAUAAAUCUUACAUUGUAUAAAUUUGAAAAGAUAAAAACAAUUUAUAAUAAAUAUAAAUUAAUAAUGUAAAAAAAUAUAAGUAUUCCUAAUGUAUCAUAUUUGAGAUUGUAUGAUACCUUAUGUAAUAAUAAUUAUUAUACAAUAUAAUAAUUUGUAUACAUAUAUAAAACGAGUUUGAUUAUAUUUAUUAACGAUUAUAUAAAUUAUUAUAUAUUUUUAGCAAAUAGUUUUACCAAACAAUUUUAUAAUUUAAUAAAUAUCAUUUUUUCAAAUGUACUUUUACUUACACUUUUCACUCUUUAAUAACACGUUUCUCGGAUCUCUUUCUUUCUCUCUCUCUCUUUCUCUCUCUCUCUCUCUCUCUCUCUCUCUUUCUCUCUCGUGUAACUCCUUUUAAAAUACAAGUAUACAUACCUAAACACAACAUAACACAAACAUACACUCACAUUUUAACACUGUGUGUUCCCAUUUGUGUGUUACACGUAUGAUAAUUCAUCCGGUGAUAAUUGUGUGCAGGAUGUUAUCACUGCCUUGUUGUCAUACUUCUCAUUAACGCCAUCUGUUAGGAAGAGAGGAAACACUCCAAUUGUCAGGGUUCACGGUCUUUCUCGCGUUUCAAGUGGAAAUGACCCGUCACUGGCCCGACUUGGGAUUCGUUCUUCGAAUAAGAUUCUAAAGAUACACGACGGUGUGCUAAAUACUUUUGUCGCGUUUUUAAAUACCGGUGAUCGUGAAAUAUAUUUAUACGUACCGUCCUCUCUAGGUUGAAGGCGAAUAGAUUUUUUUUUCUUUUUUGGUAUCGUAUUAUAAAUUGAUAUUGGACAGAUAAUAAUAAUAAUAAUAAUAAUAAUAAUAAUAAUAAUUUCGUUUAGUAUUACGAAAUAUAUUGAAAUAUACGCAGAAUUUUUUUACUUUUAAUACUAGAUGGAUCAUUAUAUAAUUUAUUUAAAAUUUGUAAAUUUUAAAAAAUGAAAGAGAUCGUAUUGCAUUAUGUUUAUAAUAAAUUGUUUAUUUUUUAGUGAGAAAAUUCGUUUCUAGAUAGUUGGAGGGAUUCGAUGUAGUUUUCGCUAGUAAAAAAUAAAUUUCAACGAAUGUACGCUCGUAUUUUUCUGCUAGAAAAUUCAAAUUGUGAAAUUACGAAAACUAUGGUGUGGUAUAGGAAAAAGAAUAAAACACGAUCAUUAGCCAUGUGAGCGGAUAAAAGGAGUGGAACGAAAUUGUAUUGUAUCACGGUAAACGAGACAGACAUUGUUUAAAUAAAAUUGAUAUACACAAAGUUUUUUCAUUCUUUUAAAUUAUUGUUUAGAAUAAAUUCAAAGUAUAGAUACUUGGAAGAAUUAAAUAAAAUUAUUUAUCCAAUAAUACCCGAUAUCCAUUAUAACGUGAUGUGCGAUAUUCAUCGAAUAUUUAUUUCGCAAACAAUGCUCAAUUCUUUAUUUUAAUUCUUAUUUCUUUCGUUUCAAAACAUUCAAAACUUUCAAACGAAAUCCAAUAAAUCUCAAUUAUUCCCAUUAUUAUAGGCCAAAUCUCAAUAUCAACCCUCACCAAUUUUUAUUCAUUUCUCCGUUAUAUAUAAUUCUUUCCAUCCUCUUUCUUUUCUCUUCUAAUUAUAUUUAUAACCUCCAUAACUCGUAAUCAACUCGUUUGCGCAUUAAUCUCAAUCAUUUCCCUUGUUAUAUGAAUCCUUUGUUCUAUGGGCAAACAACCAUCACCAAAUUCCCUGCUCCUCGAUCCAAAAUAAAUUUUUAUAACCCUUCUUCCCGCUUCAUUUCACUCUUAAUCGCACGAUCAUCCUUAAUAACGUUUCGCUGAUCAUCCCUCUUCGUCCAUUCCAUCCAAACAUUUACAUUUUCACCAUUACCCCCACCAUUUCGUCGUGAAACAAGGGGGCGCAAAGACGUUUCCAGGGCGUCCAAAUCCUCCAGGUUGGGACAAAGGGUUUUAAUAAAAUGUCGACGUCAAACGAGUCGUAGGGAGUCGUGGUUCAGGUAGGACAGGAUAUUAACCCAUCCGCGACAGAAUUGCGUGGUGGAGGGGAUGAGAGAGAGAGGAAAGGACGCAGUUUCUGGACGAGACGGGUUAUACUUCCUGUCCUAUCUUCCCUCUUUUUCAUUUUAGAGACAGUUUUCAUCCCGCAAAUGGACGCGUAUAUCUUCGACGAAGGAUCGACGAAUCAAAUUAAAAUAAAAGAGUUGGAAAUAAAAGAGGGCGCUCCAUUAAUUGGAACCGAGAUUUCCUCUUCUUCUUAUCCUUUACGAUUUUGUUUUUUUUUUUGUUACACAAUUUCGACAUAUUUUUAACUCUUAUGUUGGUUUCAUUUUUAUUGAGAAUGAUUUUUUUCAAAUUUUUCGUGUAUUCUCAUUUCAUUCUAAUAAUGAUGCUAAUCAUUCUUAAAAUUUUUGUUUGAAAUAAACCUAUCUUCUCUAUCUGGCUUAUUGUUUUAUUAUUAUUUUGUAAAUUAUAUAUAGUUUAUAUAAAAUUGAAUACAUGUAAAUUGAGUUUGAGUUAUGAAUAAUAAUAAGUUUUAUUAAUAUAUUAUAGAAUUUCAUUUUAUUCAGUUUUAAAAUUCGAUGUUUCUAGAAAUUUCUAGGGAAAAAUCGAUUUUGCAGAUCCAAGGAAUUUUAUAUAUUGCUAUGCGAUUUCGAGUAUCGGACAAUUUAUAUUUUUUUUUUAAUACAACAUAUUAAGAAUAUAAUAAAAAUAUCGAUUGGAACCUACUUAAUAAAUUAUAAAUUAAUUUACAUUAUUUAGAACUUAAUAAACACUCUUCGACCGAUAUUUUUAUCAAUUUUUCUGUUUAUUUUCACUGUUACAUUUACCAGUAUUUAAAUCCAUCAAUCAGGUCAAACAUUCUUAAACGAGAAUAAAAAGAACUAAAAAAAAAAAAAAAAAUCAGUAGAUGUUGGCCGAAAGAUUAGCAAGAAACGAGAAGGCGAGUUUGUCCAAUAAAAAUUGAAACGAUCCUCCUCCUCAAAUAUUUUCUUUCCCCUAAAAAAAGAAAAAGAAAAAGAAAGAAAGAAAGAAAGAGCAACCACUAGAUGCUGAACAAGCGAUAUCCGGAAACUCGUUUUUCACGAAGUCGAGAGGUUAGGUUAGGUUAGGAAUCGACACGGUUACACGCCGAUUUUUCUGCAAACGCGAUCCCCAUUGUUCCUCUUGUUACUUGGAUGUUUUCUGCCAUCAUCCGUCUAUGUUCUUUUCACCAUUUCAUUUCAUCCCUGGAUUAUCGUAUUGUCAGCAAGUGACUCGUCUCGCUUUAUAACAAUCGUCGUUGUUAUCUCUGUUUGGAAAAAAAUAAGAGAGUUUCUCUCGAUGAUGAAAUGCAAUCGUGAAUAGUUUUUGUCUAUUGAAAUUUUGUAUCGAAUUAUUAUACGUAUGGCUAUAAAGUAGAAAGUAGAAAGAAAUAUUUCGUUCGAAAAUUUAUAUCUAUUUAAAUUUCUAUAUAGAAAUCUAUAAUGGGAAUGAAUAUAAGUAUUUAAUUAAUUCAGUUUAUUUUAAUUACGAUUCUCAAAACAAAUAAAUAAAGUUUCAAAAUUCGAAUGCAGUCAAGUUGAUGGAAAUCGUUCGAAUCGAAAUAUCGAAAAGUACAUGUUACAUGUUGUUGAUCAAUCUCUUACAACAAAUUAUCGUUGGAAGAAGCUUAGUUAAGGCGAAUUACUUUGACAGAAGCAUAUAGGAUCUUGAACGAGCUUGCCUCAAAGACACGUCGGAAGUGCAUUUGAUUAAAUUUUAAAUUAAUUUCCAGUCGUGAGUACGGGAAGUUGAAUAAAUUUUGUAUCAUGGGGUAUGAAACAUUGCAACCAGAUCUGGUAUACAUAUACAGUGCACGAUAACAGGAAUAAUUUCUAAAUACCGUGAUUUAAACUUAUUCUGCCUCGUAAUUUCAUAUCCGUGAAAUUUCACGGAUAAUAAAAUAUAUAAACGAGCUCCAUAAUAAGUGAAAUGAAAAGAAAAAAAGAAGAAGAAGAAGAAGAAAUUUAAUUGACAGAGAAUAAAGUGAAGAUACAAAAAUUAAAUAAGGAAUAAAAAACAAAAUAAUAAGAUAAAUAUAAAAUAUCUAUGGACAAUAAAAAGUAUGAUACAGUAGAACAAUUUACAGAGGGACAAGUUUGGUUAGGUUUGAGGAAAAUUUCUCUCUGUAGAGAGAAUCGUGACCCAUAUUGUAACCAAGUGAAGAUCGGGGAACAAGCAAAAAAGGCUAUCUAUUUUUAAAUCAGAUUUUUAAAAAAUUUUUUCUCCCUUUCUAUCCAACUUAGUUUUUAUUUUUGGUAUAAUUACGAAAUUAUCCUGUCAUGGAGAUUAUCAUCAUAUAAAGUUAUUAAAUGUUCUGUUAUUUAUUGACACGAACCUCAUUAUUAAUUACAGUUACUGAUAACAAUCAUAAUUCUGUGCCGUGUUUGCGUUACACGUUCGAUACCUCGGAUUACAAACGAUCGAUUUCAUGUGUAUCGUGCGUUAUUUUCAUAAAGGAUGGGCGUUUCGAUGGGAGAAGAGGGUGGUUGGAUUAUGAUAACGCGGUAUAAUAUCUACAAUGGGAUAGGAUUUAUCCACGCUUGUAUAUGUAGAAUUUCUUUGUCAGAGCAUCCGAUUAAUCUCGAAUUCGAUUCUAUUCUAUUCUCGAUGCCUAUUCAACGUUAUAACAUUAACCAUUAAUUGGCAGAAUAUUUUUUUGUUCAAACUCGGAAGCGACUUCAAUCCUUCACCAUUUGUAUUAAUUUUCUUCUAUCUUUUGCUUUUCUGUACAUAUUUCAGAAUUCUUGCAUAAAUUGAAAAGUAUGAGAUUCUCACUUUGAAGAUCUCAUAAUGAAGAUUCAAGAUCACAUUCGAAGUUCCUGAAUCUCUAUAUCCAAUAAAAGUUGAAAUAUCUUCAAUCAAAUUUACAUGUUAAUUUUUAGAAAGAAAUUUCAUUCACAAAAUUGGAAAUUUACCGUUCAAUUUCGAAUCGGAAGAUAAAAAUUUAAUGCAAAAAAAAAAAAAAAAAAAUCUACGUCAAAUUUCGAAAUGGGAAAUAAAAUAUUCUAAAAAUUUUCGAGCACGAAACAUCAACACACGUGUUACACGUAUACUCGUGUCAUAUUUUGCGUUGUUGCCUUCGAAGCCCGCAUCAUCCCUUUCACCACCACCUCCCCUCCCCUCCUCCCCGCCAUUGACACAGCGAACAUUCCUCGGCGGAAUAUCUCCAUAUCCGUGAAAGCCCCCAAGAUCACAGCGAUUUUACGUGGAUAAAUUUCUAUCACCGUUGCUCCAUACACAACGCAGCCUUCUCUCGUUUUCUCUCGCAUCGAAGUUAUAUAAUCGGCCGUUUUAAUCCGUGCGUUCGAUCGGCGGGAUGAAAGCAAAUAUUUUCAUUGUUCCGGAAACAAUAUCGGCGAUGAAAAUCAUGCGCGAAUAACGAGAUAGAUUGGACGCGGUUUGGGAGGGAAAAAAGAAGAAAAAUAAAAAUCGCGUAUAAACAAUGCGAUACGCAUAGUCAGAUCUUUCUUUUUUAAUCUUUAUAUAUAUAUAUAUGGAUGCGUUGAGGAAAAUGAUAUUCUUUUUGUUCGAGGAUAUUUGGAGGAGUUUUCGAAUAAAUAUUGUGGGCGUCGAGAAUUAUUUUUUUUUUUUUUGCGAAAUUAUUAAUUAGGUGAUAUAAAGAGAGGAGUAAUUUAAACGUAUGAAGGAAUAUAUAUUUGGUAUAUUGAUUUUAUCAAUUAUUUCUAUUCGUUAAGUGAAAUUUGAUUUUAAUUUCGCAUCGGAGGAAUAAUUUGUAAAAAAUUGUUCCCGUAAAUUUGAUUUUCUAUUUAAAUUUUCAACGUAUAAUUACAUUUCGCGGGAUAUACACGUGAUCUGUAAAUUCUGCAAUUGCAUUACUAGGCUCCAAAAUUAAUUCUUGUGUAUUCGUAAAAAUAGUGAUUUUAAAUAUUGUUAAAAUAAUUCGUUCUGGAAAAUAAUUAUCCGCGAAUACGAAAAUUGAUUCUUUGAUUAUUAUUAUUUUUAAAAAUUAUCCAUCAUCCAUUUAUUCAUUCGCUUUAUCAAUGGCGCAUGAAUUUCGUUCGACGAACUUCAAAAUUGCUCGAGCUUCAAAAAAUCGAGGUGAAUCGUCCAAUUAGUCGACGAGAAGUGUAGCCGAGAAAUAUUCAGUGAAUUUUUCCUACGGAAUUUUCUUCCCCUAUUUUCUCUCUCUUUUUUUUUCGUAUACGAAAUGUAUCUACUUCGUGUUAUUAUUGUUAUUCUUCAGAAAAUAGAUGAAAAAUCUGAGAUUAAUGUUAUUAACACAUCAAAAUUAUAUAUUUAUACAUGUAAAUAAUAAAUAUAUAAAAAAUAGCAUUAAAGCAGUAUUAUAAGAAUAAUUAAAUGUAAUUAUGUUUUUAUCUGAAUAAAAAUCAAUUUUUUAAAAAAUUUUAAUAGAAUAACUUUAAAAUUAUUUAAUUUGUUUGAUAGUUUCAAUGUUAAUAUAACUAAUCUCUGUGCUUUUUGCGUGUUUCUAUUGAGUUUCAGAUGUCUAGAAGUUUAGAAAGAUCGUUGCUUCUUGUAUAUUUUAAUCCUUAAAUACUAUCUUUGGAUGAAAUUUCACUCUACUAUCUUUAUUAUGUAAUUUUCUUAGAUAUGAUAGGUUUUAAGUAAAUUGAAUAAUCAUUCGAGAAAAAACUAUUAUAAUUUAAACUGAGAUAGAAUUUUCUUCAUUUAUAAAACUUACAACGAAGCUAGCAAUGAAAAGCAAUGUAUCGUUCUAAUUUAUUAUCUCUGAUAAAUAUUUUUUUAUAUGGUUAAACGGUUUUUCAAAAUAAAUUCGUUAAACAAAUGUAUGCAACAGGCGAUGAGUAAAAACGAAUUAAAAAAAGAAAACCAAACAAAAUGAAAGAUAUAAUAAUUGAAAACAAAAACAAGAGAGACCAAAAUUAUUUAUUGAGAUAUGAUGCGAGAUAUUAUUUGCAAUAAUUGAAUUAUUUUCUCGGUGGACAGAUUUCCAUGGUGAGAGAUAUUAAAGCCAUGGAGGGCGGGCAGAGAGAAAAGCGUUUUCGCGCGAUAAUUAUGCGAAUCCGUUUGUCUGAUCCUGAGAACCGAACAGAUGCUCACUCUCGGCAAUUUAGUAUUAAAACAAUUCACCUCGCUGCCGGCGAUGCUUGCUCGCUAAACUUUCAGUAAUUCAUCUCUCAAUAUUGUUGUUGCGAUAUUUCCACGCUCGACCAAUCCCUAAAAAAAGAGGAACUGAAAUAUCGUUUCAAAACGAAUAGAGGAUGAGGGAGGAGAGGAGGGAAGAGAAACUGUUUUAAUCUUCGUCGUACGAACGUUAGGAUCGCAGAAUGUGAGAUAAUUAACUUCGAGAAAUCGAAAAUCCUAAUUUUGGAUAUUGAUUUUUGAUUGAUACAAAGAAAAAAAAAAGAUUGUAAAAAGAAACUCAAAAUAAUUAUAUCUGACAUGUAUAUGUUUCACGAGAACUAACCUAAAAAACGCAUUACAGUUUUAAAAAUCUCAUAUUUUAUUCGCGCUAAAAUUUUCCAUCUCCGUAUAAUCCUCACCUAUUUACCUAAUCUCUCGAGUUCAUCGAGAUAUUACUAAUUCCUUCAGAAGCCGAAACUUCCGUCUAACUUUCGAACGAAUCGCGAAUACCCGCCGUUUCUAAUUCCAACAAUUUGGCACGGCAGCCAGUCGCUAAUUCCUGAAAACUGGAUCGCUCGUGCUGCCAAUAGCAUCGUUCGUUAAUUAUAUUGCUUGUUCUUUCUUACCCAUCUUCAAUCUCGCUUAUCUAUCUCCGUUCUCUCGGAGAAAGAUGGCGUCCUCCAGAUGUCGCUUUAUCGAAAUCGUGGCGCGCAUGCGCGAUAUCGUAUCCAGAAAGGAAAAAGUAGGAUAUCGAGAAAAGUUUUUAUGGUAAGGGGAUAUAUAUAAAUUUAUUAUAAAUAUUUUUUUUUUUACCAGAAUAAUGGGGUAAUAAGGAUUGCAACAUCUGAAUUUUUAAAUUAUGCAAGUUUAAAGUUUUGAAAUUUUUAAGAUGCAGUUAGGUUAGAAAACUUUUACUUUUUAUGAUAGGAACUAUAUAUAUGCAGUUAUCUUGCAGAUUUUAUAUUAUAGUGAUAUUCAAUGUCUGUUUGGAAUCAAUUUUUGUGUAUUCAUUCUUGUGUUACAUUCUUUGUUAUAGGAAUUUAUUAAAUUUUUUUCGAAUUAUAAAAAUAGAAUGAUUAAAAUUCAAUUUGAAUUUUAUAGUUAAAGUUUUAGUGUGUACAGUAUGUAAUAUAUAUGUUAUAAGCGUUUUUUAUUAUUGAUACAGUUCAUUAAUACAGAAAUUAAGAAAGAUAUUUUCAAAUUAAUAAAUAAUUGUAGUAAUUUAUCUAUAAGAUUGUUGCGUGAAGAAAUAAAUAUUCUACUAUAAUAAUAUUUAAUUUAUCAAUUUCUAUUAUAUUUCGUUAUUAAUUAAUUAAUAAAAUUAAUCCUCGAUUGUGUGAUAUGACAUUUAUUAUUUAAUUUUUCGUAAUAUUAGUUAAAACUUAUAAUUUAUUAAAACUUUCUAAAAUAAUAUUUUACGACAAAGUUAGUUCGUCUAGUGGUGAUAUAAAAGUUUUAUUUAGUGCAGUGUUUAAAUUGCAAUCUGUCUGGGAAACAUAAUUCGAUACAUAAUAACUUUUUCUCCUAAUUUCGUUAAAAUAAAAUAUUAAAUAUCAUAUAAUAAUUUCACGAUAAAUAGAGAAAUCUCUAGAAUAAACAAUAUAUAAAAAUAUGAAUUUUUGUAUUACUUAUUUUAUUUUUGCUACGUUUUCAUAUAUUUUUAGAAAAAACUUUUACGUUAUAAAUUAAUUUUCAUAUAUUCGCGAACUUUCAAAGAUUUUUCCAAUUAUCAUGAUAUAUUUUAUAAUAUAGUAAAUUCAUAAAUUGGUGGAUAAUAAACAAGCUGACAAGCAACCAACUAACUGUACAUAUUUGAGUUCUUUCAUCUUAGAGGCUGAAAGAGCAAAGGCAGACCUUUCCUGUACCCACUCUUAGCACAAAGAAAAUUACUUUCAUCGUUCUCAAAAGCGAGGAGCAGACAAGCCGUGCAACGAAGUGGAUAAUUCCAUCAUGGUCCACCUUGAAGAGGUACCGGAAGCUAUCCUCAAGACGUCGAUGGCGGGUUCAUCCGGAAACUGUCUCCGAGAGGGGUAUUAACGAACGUAAACGUGGUCCCAUUAAGCGUGAUAGUGUGUGUCAACGACGAUAAAGCGAGCAAGGAGAGGUGGAAAUUGUGAUCGGUGAUUCUGCUCGAGAGUUUUUUCUCCCCCUCUUUUCCCCCCCCUCGGUGUAUCGAACCGGAAAUUUGACGGAAAAUUUGAAAAUGGAAGAAGAAGUUUCUUGGGACGAGCUUCGAAUUGAAAUUUUUUUGAUUUAAUACGAAAAUGGGAUGAAUUUGAUGAAUAGUAAAAUUCUUUUUCGAUGACAAAUCAAAUGGAAUCAAAUUUCCAUUUGAAAAAUUUUUCCUCUCAUUCGAAAUCUCCAGAUUGAAAUACUAAUUGAAAUUAGAAUAUUAUCCAGGAUCCACUGAAACUCACCCUCUUCGACUCGUUGGAAACGAUCGAAAGGAAACGAUUCCACGAUCCACGAUCCUCGAGGUUCCUCCGAGUGGAGCGCUCGCGAAGAAGAAAGGAAGGGAAAGAGAAAACAAACGAGCGUCGAGCGAGAAUCCAGGUACUUAAGCGGCCAUUUCGGGGAUACGGAGCAAGUGGUGUGCAUGCAAGUUGGAUCCAACUGGGUAAUUAGAGGUGUAAUUUCGAUCUUUCGCCGAGUCGACGAGAAUCCGGCGGGGGAAGGGCGGAGAUCGUCCACGAUUUCUGGCCGCAUAAAAAAUUAAAUGCCGACAGUAUUCUUGCCCGAUCGUCGCUGGAUUAUCCUGUUCAGGAAGCCGAUUUUAAUGAAAGCCUUCCUCGAUUCCACGAGACACGGAACCCCCGCGGCCCGGCUCGGAAGGCGAGAAGAAGACCCACCGGCAACCUUGUGAAAAUAAUGCGAGCAAAGCGUAUCGAGGAGGAGACGCGCUUCAGACUGCUGAGAUACACGCACCGCGCCAAGUGUCGAAAGAUCAUCUGAUCAACCUCCCCAGGAGCGAACGUUCCCUCCACUCCCCCCCUCGCCCCCGAUCGAGCCGAAAAAUCGAUCCCGAUCGAUCGUCCCCAAUUGGCUGUGAUCUCUUCCCUCGCGAACGAUAACGAGUCGAUCAUCGACGUGGGUGUGUGUGCGCGUGUGUAUGUGUCUGUGCGGCGAUCGAGGAAAUCGAGGCCUGGUGACGCGGAAGAAUUACCCCCGUAAUUGUAAACUGACCGACUAUCGAUCUGGUUUUGGAAUUUGGCGCCAGACGAUACCGAAAUCGUUCUUCCUCGAUUAAUGGCGGAACGAUGGAAGAGGAUGAUGAACAUCUCUCCUCGUGAAGGGGCGGAUGUAUCAGGGAAUUGAAUGAAUUUUGGAGAUAAGGAGAAAAGAAAGGAAAGGAGGAAAGAAAUAUAGGAAAUUGAAGUGAAAUGAUACAAUUGAUACAGUUGCGGAUAGGGAAAUUGGGAAUUUUUCGGUUUGUAGAUUUCGUAGUGAAUUGACCGUUUUGAUAAAAAUAUUUUGAAAGUGUUGGAAGAUUUUCAGUGAUCGUUGGAAAGUGGGAAGGCUUGAGGAAUUUGCGAAGGGAAUAUAUAGAUAAAAAGGAAUUUGGAACUGAUGGUGAAAUUAUUUGAAUUGUGUUGAGAUAACCAACUGAUUGAAAUUUUUUUUAUAAAAGUUGAACGAAACAAGAUUUAUAGGAACAAUUUUAAUAAGUGUUAAUGGUGUUGAAACAAAUUUUUAAACAAAAAUUAAGAAAUAACGAAAGGAUAAAAUUUUAAUAAAAAACUGUUGAAUAUUAAGAAUUGAUAAUAAAUUGACUGUUUUAACGAAGUUAAUAAUAUAUUAUUGUUUUAACGAUAUUAAAAAAGAAAGAGUUUAAACAAAAUUGGAAAAUUUUCAAGAAGAAGAUACAAAAAAUGCUAGAAGCAAGAUGGAAUAUUUAUAAUAGUAAAAGGGAUUUUUGGAAUUCGUUAAGCUCUUAAGUUAGAAGAAGAAACAAUAGCCUGAAAUUUUCCGAAUACUUAGGAAAGCUCGUUAAAGUGGAAAAGGAAAGAGAAGCUUAAAGUCUGUAACUAUCUAAAAAGGAAUUCAGAAACUCUUCAAAGAUUGAACAAGAAAAAAAAAAGAAAAAAAGAUAUCGAAACUUUCUCAUUUGUCCAUCACGUCCAUCAGAUCGAUUAUAAAAAGGAAUAUCAUUAUUUCGUCCAUUAUCUGAAUUAUUCUUCAAAUACUUAAAAUUCGAAUUCGACGUUUAACAAAUCGCAAAAGAUAUUAUUUAAUUUUAACUAAGAAACAAAUUGUAAAAAAUUUUAUGGAAAUUUUAUUUAUGCAAGAGAGGAGUUUCGAAAUUUUAAAAUUUCUGGAAGAAGAGAAAUAUCAUCUCACAAACUUAAUAAUAAUAAGAGAAUAAAGAAGAGAAUAAUAAGGUAAAGAUAAGAAUUGGAAGAAGUUCUAAGAGAAAAAAAUAAAUAAAUAAAGCAAUAAAAAAGACUCCUCUGUUAUUUAAUCUAAGAAAAUAGAUUGUGAGAAUUGGAAGGGGGAUGGUUCGAUCGCGAAUAAUUAUUCUUAUUAAAAUUCUGCAAUUACCAGACCGUGUGAAAAUUGCCGUGAAAGAAGAGGGAAAAUUAAUUUAAACGAACGGGCAAAGCGUUCCUCUUUUAUUAAGAGAUAAAAAUUAUCAAAAGCAAUAACUAUGGAGCAAGCUGUCCGAACGAACCUCUCUCUCUGAAAAUGUUCCUUUAAUACCAGAAACAAUUAAAAAGAACGAUCGUUAUUUAAGAUCGUUAAUCUAAAUACGGAGGGGGAGAUUGGAAAAAUAUCGAGGAAUAAGUAACAAUGAUACAAGUUUGAAAAUUCAAGAUAAAAACUUCCCUUGAUCCCUUUCUCACCUCCUGAGCGAAUCGACGCGUCCAAAAAGAUUUUUCAAAUUGGGAGAGGGUUAAGGGAGGCGAAGGGUGCAAUUGAAAGGGGCGGUGGAGAGUGUCCAGUGGGCGAAACAUGAGGGAGGAGCCGAUAGAGCAACGUCAGCAACGUGUCGCGAUAAGUAAGAAUCGUGACGUGGGUAGGAGGCGAAAUUUCUUGCGAAGAGGACGAUGAACGAGGGCCCCAUUGUCGACAAUUCGAAGUGGAUGCCCGCUCGGACAUAGGAGGAGGGGAGAAAAAGAAAACACCUCUUAUCGGAUAGUUUAAAUGGAAUUGAAAUCUCGUUUCAAUUCAAUUUUCAAAAGAGGAGGGGGCGGGGUCGAAAUUAGCGGCGGAGGGGGAGGAAAAGGUGGUGGUGGAGAUAAUUGGACCGGAAGUGUCCUCGGGAGGGGCGGUAACAGGAUUUCGAUUCCGGAUCGAAAGUUCUCCCCGAGAUCAAAAAUUUCUACCCCUCGAUAAUAAUUUCGAGGAAUUUAUUAACGCCGUGCGAAGCGUGAAAUCGGGGGAUUUAUAUUCCGCGGCAGGAAAUGAAGAAACUUUUCUUCUGGAAAAAGUUUAGUGGGAAACCAGUUAUCGAAUCCUAAUAUUUCCAGUAGUGUGUCUAUCCCCAGUGCGUUCAUUUCCCGAGGAAAGAAAAAGGGGUGCGUGGCUUCUCGAGAAGUUGUACGGAGAACACGACGACUUCCUGAACGAUAUCACGAAUCGUCGAUGAGUCAAAUCUCUGUUUAAGACAUACGUGGACAUACAGUGUGAAAUAUUGUUUAAAUUUAAGAACGUUCGUACGAUGCGAGGGGGAGGACGGUGAAUCGAGUUCGAGUAAUUUUUCGGUGAUGAUAAUUAAAGGAGGGUGGUGUAAUUAGAUCGAUCGAUCUGAGAUAAUUGUAGCAGCAGACCGAUCCGUUUUAGACAAGUUUCGAAUUGAAUGAGGAGUGAACGAAACAAUAAGGAAAAUCAAACGGCGAAGGUGGGUGCGAAACGAAAAGGUGGAAAAGAAAAGGGGUUGAAACGGAAUCGAGGAAAGGAGGGAAGGGACGAGCUUUUGUCGCCAACGAUGGGAUUUGUCGAGGGUGAAUGGUAAAUCUCGAAGGUGCUAAUAGGUUUAAUUGUUCUUUUUUGGAACGUUUUGGAGGAGGUAAUUUUAGAUAAAGGAGGAAAGAUUGCUAGACAUUUAAUUGAGGAAAUUGGGAGAAAGGAAAACGUAUCGAAGACUAUCAUUCGUUUAAAAAUUUCCUCUCAACUGAUCACUGUUGAUCAUCACGGUUGUUUUAUAAUUGAAUAAAUCUUAAUCUCCGAUUAAAAGCUGAAUCCAAAAAUAUUAAAUAAUUAAGUUCUCCAAAAGAAAAAAAAAUCGAGAAGAACCUAAUGAUCUAACCUCAAAAAACUUGCACAUAGCAUCUUCCUGAAACAACCGAGCAAAAAUAAUUGAUCAAGCGUACAUAAAAAUAAAGAAGCUGAAAAACCUAACCUCAAAACAAGAAAAAGAAACAAUAUCUUCCUCCAAACCAAACAAACGGAUAAAAUCUAACCUAACCUCAAAACAAACCUAACUAAAAUCCCCGAGUGUGGCGAUCGACGGAACAAAAAUAACAAAAAUACAAAUAUACAAAGGAGAAAGCGAACGGCCAACGAUGAUCCCAGGCUUUCCAAAGGAUCGAUGAUCGAAUCGUUGCCGUGAUGGAGGCGAUCCAGGCGAUCUGCAUUCGUCGCUCUUCUUCCGGUGAAAUCGUUUCACGAGAGUCGUCGUUGUUCGGUGCGUUGUUCGGCAGGAAGUGGUCUGAGAUGGUUCGAGAUUUGGCGCGACAGCUUGCCAACUAAAAUGCGAGAGCUGAACGCGACCGCAUGUGCUGCCCUUUACGAGCGCGUCGAGUGGUCCGGACCGUGGAUCCUGGUUACCCUGAUCGUGCUCGCGAUAGUGAACGUGAUGGUGGUGCUGGGCAACGUGCUCGUGAUACUCGCUGUCUAUCAUACGAGCAAGCUGCGAAACGUGACGAAUAUGUUCAUCGUUAGCCUCGCGGUGGCGGAUCUGAUGGUCGGCCUGGCGGUGCUUCCGUUUAGCGCUACGUGGGAGGUUUUCAAGGUGAGGCUUCAAUUCUGUAAUAAUUCUAAUCGCAUCUGCUAUUAUAUAUACAAUAUAUAGAUUUUGUAAAAUCUAAUGAUCUUAUAUAUAUAAUAAUAAAUAAAAAUGAGAAAACUCUAGAAAUUGCAGAAA
Molecule: messenger RNA, 24180 nt
Organism: Apis cerana (Asiatic honeybee)
Lineage: Eukaryota; Metazoa; Arthropoda; Insecta; Hymenoptera; Apidae
Gene: dsd
Product: attractin-like protein dsd
Cellular component (GO): Golgi apparatus
Molecular function (GO): protein binding
Source: RefSeq, a predicted model, not a curated record